Gongylonema pulchrum is the source of this 516-nucleotide messenger RNA. The record is from the annotation of a GenBank genome assembly. NCBI's taxonomy places the organism in Eukaryota, Metazoa, Nematoda, Chromadorea, Rhabditida, Gongylonematidae.
AUGCAAGAUUUUCGUAAUUUGAUGCCUCACAGCAAAUCCGAUAACAAAUUGGAUAAGCGGAUGAGUCUGGUGCUGAUCAAUGAGAUCGCCGAAAUUGCGAACUGCAGCAAAUGCUUGUACUUCGAAAACAGAAAGCAUACUACAUUCAGCACGCCAGACCAUCAUCCUAGAAGCAAACCAUUCAUCGAUCAUGUCUUCACAUUUUCAUUAACACCGGACGGGAAGAUAUGGUUUCGGAACUUUCAAAUCGUUGAUGAAACACUGGAGCUUCAGGAAAUUGGACCUCGUCUGGUACUCGAGGUAAUUCGUGUCUUUGAUGGCUCGUUUGAAGGAUCGGUGCUGUAUGACAACCCCGAUUAUGUCAGUCCAAAUACAAUUCGAAGGGAAAUCAAGAAGAAACACUCGAAUAAAUAUAUACUGAAGAAGCAGGCUGAGAUGGGACGUCAGGCGAAGCUCGCCGAACUUGCAGCAGUGGAACUACCUGAUCCAGUGGGAGAAAUUUUCGACACUGAACGG